This is a messenger RNA of Sitophilus oryzae (rice weevil), 1378 nucleotides long. RefSeq names its product pyrroline-5-carboxylate reductase (gene P5cr-2). The record is from RefSeq and is a predicted model, not a curated record. NCBI's taxonomy places the organism in Eukaryota, Metazoa, Arthropoda, Insecta, Coleoptera, Curculionidae. The coding region runs from base 319 to 1212 and encodes 297 amino acids. Gene Ontology annotation, molecular function: pyrroline-5-carboxylate reductase activity. Gene Ontology annotation, biological process: L-proline biosynthetic process. The transcript has 6 exons.
CAAACCAAAAUUUCGAGUUCACAGAAAAGACCUCAAAGACAGUCCCGGAUAAGCUUCCAACUAAAUUCUUGUAGUUUGUACUCAAUUAUAUAAUGCUGAUGUAUUUACUACCGAUAAUUUUGGUAAAUAUUCAAUAAUAAUUAUCGCCAAAAGAGAAAAAACAAUAUAAAGAUAAGAGAUUGGAGUACAGAGGAUCGAUACGCAAUAUAAACCAAUUAGUUCAGUCCAAUCUAGUCACAAACAGAAGAAACAACAUCGGGCACGAUAAGGAAUCGACUGUUUUUCGUAUCAGUUUAACCUUUCGAAAUUUUGAUCUUUAUGUUGUGCGCCGGCCAGUGCGAGAGUCCACUUCGUCCAGGUUUGUCUGAAAUUUUGGAAACGAUGUCGAGCAAAUUGUUAAAAAUUGGGUUCAUCGGAGGCGGCAAGAUGGCACAAGCCAUGGCUAAAGGGUUUAUAUCUGCCGGCUUAGCAAAAGGAGAAACUAUAAUAUCCAGUUGCCACCCCACCGAUCUUGUUAGUCUGCAAGCUUUUAAGGAUCUUGGAGCCGAAUCAAUAACCGAGAAUCUCCCAGUGGUGCAAAAGUCUGAAGUUGUCAUUGUUGCCGUGAAGCCGUAUAUAGUUCCUAUAGCUUUAGCUGAUGUGAAGAAGUCAGGAGUGGAUGCUGAUAAGUUGUUUCUGUCUGUUGCGAUGGGUGUCACCACUAAGCAAUUAGAACAGCUGCUGCCAAAACAGGCCAGGGUGAUCCGAGUGAUGCCCAAUACGCCGGCCUUGGUUCAAAGUGGUGCCUCGGUGUUCGUGAAGGGUGCUGCGGCAACCGACCGUGACGUUAACAUCACCAAAAAGCUUCUUCAGAGUAUCGGAAUCUGCGAGGAGGUUUCGGAGGCUUGGAUGGACGCCGUGACAGCAUUGAGUGGAUCUGGACCAGCAUACGUUUACAUUUUUAUUGAAGCCUUAGCCGAUGGCGGUGUCAAAAUGGGCCUACCCAGAGACCUAGCUUACAGACUAGCUUCUCAAACUGUCCUGGGUGCCGGUAAAAUGGUACGGGACACCAGGCAACAUCCCGGAGUACUUAAAGACGACGUUACGUCACCAGGAGGAUCUACGGCCACUGGACUGCAUUUCCUCGAGCAAAGCAGUUUUAGAAGUGCUGUGAUUGGUGCUGUAGAAGCAGCCGCGAAAAGGUGUAAGGAGGUAGCUCAAGGUGGUCACUAAAACACCCGAAAAUCUCGUGUAAAUAAGCAAAUUUUUAUACACUUGUCCAGUUGUCUGAAAAAUUGUUGUUGACUGUUAUUUAUAUACAUUUUAUGUUUUGUUUUGUGUAGGACAUAUACGUAGAUAUUUUUUAAAUGGAUUUAUAUAAAUUUUGUAUUAUAUUCAA